UGGGGGGCGUGGCGUGCGCAGGCGCAGAGCGCGGGGCCGGGCGCAGCAUGGCGGGCCCGGGGUUGGUGGCGGGCGAUGUGGUCGUGGAUGCGCUGCCCUACUUCGACCAGGGCUACGAGGCGCCGGGCGUCCGUGAGGCGGCCGCGGCGCUGGUGGAGGAGGAGACGCGGCGGUACCGGCCGACGAAGAAUUACCUCAGUUACCUGCCGGCGCAUGACUACAGCGCCUUCGAGACCGAGAUCAUGCGGAACGAGUUCGAGCGCCUGGCGGCCCGGCAGCCCCUGGAGCUGCUCAGCAUGAAGAGGUACGAGCUACCGGCCCCGUCCUCCGGCCAGAAGAACGAUAUCACGGCGUGGCAGGAGUGUGUGAACAACUCCAUGGCGCAACUGGAGCACCAGGCGGUCCGCAUUGAGAACCUGGAGUUAAUGUCGCAGCAUGGUUGUAACGCUUGGAAGGUGUACAACGAACAUCUGGUUCAUAUGAUAGAACAAGCCCAGAAGGAGCUUCAGAAGUUGAGGAAAAACAUUCAAGAUCUGAACUGGCAACGAAAGAACAUGCAGCUCACAGCUGGGGCUAAGCUACGAGAAAUGGAAUCUACAUGGGUCUCUCUUGUCAGUAAAAAUUAUGAGAUUGAACGAACUAUUGUGCAGCUAGAAAAUGAAAUUUCACAAAUCAAACAGCAGCACGGGGAAGCAAACAAGGAGAAUAUCCAGCAAGACUUCCAGUGACUUCAUCCUUACUGUCUUACCGCAGCAUACACUAAAAAAAAAAAAAGAAAACAAAAAACUUUGGGUAUGCUAUGUGUUUGUAGACACCUCUAGUCGCAGUUGCGUAAGGUGAUAUAAAAGUAUUUUCGCUGUUUGUUUUCCUUGUUUUAAAUUCAAGGAGGAGGCAGGGUAGACUCAAAAUGUCCCCUUCAAACGUAUUAUGGGUGCAGUUAAAUGUACUGUGAAUUGCUUUGGUUUUUAUAUACCUAAAGUAGGAGCUCUUAAAAACCCCAAGUUUCAUGUUUUUGCGUUUCCCCCUAUGCCUUUAAUAAAUGGUGGUUUUGCUAUC
This is a messenger RNA of Grus americana (Whooping crane), 1056 nucleotides long. It is a transcript of the gene BCAS2, whose product is annotated as BCAS2 pre-mRNA processing factor. Bases 48 to 728 code for a protein of 226 amino acids. The transcript is spliced from 7 exons. The record is from RefSeq and is a predicted model, not a curated record. Gene Ontology annotation, cellular component: catalytic step 2 spliceosome; Prp19 complex; precatalytic spliceosome. NCBI's taxonomy places the organism in Eukaryota, Metazoa, Chordata, Aves, Gruiformes, Gruidae. Gene Ontology annotation, biological process: mRNA processing.